Molecule: messenger RNA, 2240 nt
Organism: Cladocopium goreaui
Lineage: Eukaryota; Dinophyceae; Suessiales; Symbiodiniaceae
Source: the annotation of a GenBank genome assembly
UCCAUGACCAUUUCGAGUUCAAGUUCUGAGGCGAGCUCCGAAACUUCGGAGACUGGACAGUCUUCAGGAGAUCCAUCGGUCCGAAAACCGUGGUGCCGAUGGUUGCCCCGAUCGUACCUGGUGGUCUUUGUCAUCAAUGCCACUGCGACCCUUCUGCUGUGGCCUGCUGAUAUUGAGUAUCAUCCUGAUCCCCGGUACAUCAUGUCUGUCCACUCAACAUGCGACUCUUCUUCUUUGGGCUGAUGCUGUCGAGUCUGGGAGCCGGCUGCGUGGCAGCCUUUCUGGUGAGAAGGGCUGAAGCUUCAGGUCAUACAAAGUGGGCCUGUGGCUAUGCCAUCAUCAACUGGAUUCAAGCCAUGUUGGGCUCACUGGGAAUGAACAAUGCAGGUUAUGGGUUGUGCAGGUAUGGAGUGAUACCAAACCCAGCCUUCAAUAUUUGGUAUUCUGCACUUGCAUUCUGCCGAUUGCUGCUGUAUCUCGUUGCUUCCUUCUGGAUGCAGACACUCAUCGCUUCACGGCUGGAUCUCUUGGAGCAAUCUUCCAAUCGGAGCUACCGCAGUGGCUGCUUUCGCAGACUGAUGUGGGCCCAAGUCUUUGGGGCAGCAGGGGUUUUGCUUCCCAUUGCGGGCGUGCUCUUUUAUUCGGCCUACAACAAUAGUAACAAUGUUACAAGUAUCAUCAUUUUCGCUACAAGUAUGUGGAGCCUGAUCGCAAUAGGAGGCAUCACAUUGCUGUGCAAUUGGGCAGCGAGCAUCGUGGCCAUUUGCUCUUUCCGAAAGUCUUAUUCGGAGCUGCGGAGGAUUUGUCGCCUGGCAGAAGCCAAUGAGGCGCCUAUCUCCGCAAGAUCUUCCUUAAGACGAGCCCGAAGGUUUGCUGGCUUGCAAGGGUUGGGUGUAUCAUUUAGCCUCCUGUUCACGGUUCUGCUCGUUCCAGCACGUGUUUUUUCUGCUGUCUUGUAUGGCUAUGACUCUUUGAAGGUAGUCUUGUUUCUUAUUCAAGCUUUUGAUGCCCUGGGAAAUGCUGUGGCCGUUCUCCUUCUGUCCGGCAGCCACAGGAUGGCCAAAGUUGAAAGGAGUCAGGGGAGCCAAUGUGGCUGCUGGAAAGUCGAAAAGGCCGAGCAUAGCAGAAACCAACAGACUUCGCAUGAAGAUGUGAACUGGACUAGAAAGGUGGAAGAACUUUCAAUGCGGGGGAUGACUUUGCGUAGCCUCCUGCAGUUCUAUCAAGAAAACCUACCUUCGAUGCCGGAUUGGAAAUAUGCGCCCAAGGAACACAAGACCAGAGAUGUGGUCCGAAGAGCGAUCAUCCCAUUGACUAGCAGAGAAGAAUGCGCAUUCUCAGUUUCAGCUUUCAACAAGGAUGGUCCGAAACGGGCACAGGUCAUGGUGACCCACAAUUGGGGCAACUUGUUCAGCGACCUGCUGGCUGCAGUGCUGUCGGAUGCCCUGCAGGAAUGCAGUUUCAGCUUGCCAGCAGAACUUCUGCAGGAGGAUUGCGCUUUCCUGCAGGACCUUCUGGCGAAAAUGGGCCGGUUGGAUGAGACAUACUGGAUAUGUGCGUUUGCUGUGAACCAGCACAUCAGCAUCUGCCACAGCAACCCGUAUGACCGGGAUCCUUUCACAAAUCAGCUGCACCCAGUGUGCCAGUGCAACAGCACAAACAUAGUUGACCCGGAUGGCCGAAGUGCCUCGUCAGAGAUCAACAAGUUUGAUGACAUGCUGCGUCUUCUUGCCACGACUGGGGGAUGCCGGCAGGUCAUUGCAGUGGACAAAUCCCUGGAUUUGUUUCGCCGUGCCUGGUGCGUGGCUGAGAUUGCGGAAGCCAAACGUUUGCAGAUGGACCAGUCAUUGAAACUCUGGUCCAAAGCAACGCUGCAGGGACGCGCCCGGACAUUGGAAAACUUGGAUGUGCGGGACAUGCGUGCCUCCUCGGAAAAGGACAAGGAACUCAUCCUUGGCAAGAUUCAGGAUGUAGAUGAUUUCAAUGCCAAGCUUCAGGUGCUCAUUUUUGAUCCAAAAUCAGGCCUUGUUGCCACAUGGAAUGCCAUGGAUAGCCUGCAGCAGAUUGGUGAAGUGGGCCGGCUCAUUCGAUGGGGCCUGGCAGAUGCAGGCAGUGGAAAAGUGUGGAAAGCAUGGGAAAGCCACAACUGAAUCCACUUUUUAAGCACAGCCCAGAAGAGGCAUGUGCCAGUAUCACUUUUGCAACCUGCCACCCGAAAGAGGCAGCAAAUUCAGAUUGGA